GCUGCGACACGCUAUUUGCGCAAAACUAUCGCACAUCUCUAUCGCAUAACAUAAUACACAAGUGUGCGAAUUCCAUAAAGUCGCGCACGGCCAGAUACGGGUCGGUUGACAACACCAACACCAACAACGACAACAUCAAUAACAGCCGCUCUGUGUUAAUAGAAGACGCCACGUUCUUUAUUGUAAACAAGUCUAGUCAACAAACAGACCAAAUGAGCGCACACUCCAGUUAAACCGAGCAGCACAAACCAAAUAAUCAAACACGACACACACACGCACACAUAUACACCCACCCACACACAUACACACACAGAUAGGUCAUCAAGAUGCGCGUGGUGGCAAUGGUGAGUGGCGGCAAGGAUAGCUGCUACAACAUGAUGCAGUGCGUCGCCGAGGGUCACGAAAUUGUCGCACUUGCCAAUUUGCAUCCCAAGGAUAGAGAUGAGCUGGACAGCUUUAUGUAUCAAACAGUUGGCCACAUGGGCAUUGAGAUACUCGCCAGUGCCAUGGGCCUGCCUCUGUAUAGGCGCGAGACCAAGGGCAAGAGCUUACAGACCGGCAAACAAUAUGUGCCCACCGAUGAUGAUGAAGUCGAGGAUCUCUACAGUUUGCUGGAAACGUGCAAGCACGAACUAAACGUGGAGGCGGUUGCUGUUGGUGCCAUAUUGUCGGAUUAUCAGCGGGUGCGCGUGGAGAACGUCUGCAGCCGGCUGAACCUGAUAUCCCUGGCCUAUUUGUGGAGGAGAGAUCAGACUGAACUGCUGCAGGAGAUGAUUGACUGUCAGGUGCACGCCAUUAUCAUCAAGGUGGCCGCAUUGGGCCUGGUGCCGGAUCGUCAUUUGGGCAAAUCGUUGCGUGAGAUGCAAACGCAUCUGCUGAAGAUGCGGGACAAGUAUGGAUUGAAUGUGUGCGGCGAGGGUGGGGAAUAUGAGACAUUCACGCUGGACUGUCCGCUGUUCAAGCAGCGCAUCGUGGUCGAGGAUAUACAGACGAUAAUUAGCAGCGCGGAUCCCAUCUGUCCCGUUGGCUACAUUAACUUUACGAAGCUAUCGCUGCAGCCGAAGGAGCCAAAUGCCGGCGGCGAUGUGGUCUUUGUGAAGAAGUCCCUCGACUACAUAACCGAUCUCAAUGAGUCCACGUACAGCGAUCUGAGCGAUCCGGACUUCAGUGAAACGGAACUGGAGCUGAUUGAGAAGGAGACGCGUCUGCGCGAAUCGCUCAGCCAGAACGAGCUAAUAUCGCGCAGCAAUUCGUUCGGCCGGCACUUGGCCACAUCAUCGUCCUCGCCGAUACCCAUUGUAACGAAGAGCGCCAGCGUCGACGAGCCCAUACCGACGGCCAGCUGCAUAACGGGCAGCGCUUCGCUGCUGCUGCUCGGGAAUGCGAAUGCGAAUGCGAAUCAGUCGACCUCCGCAUCCGCAUCCGCACUGGCAUUGGGCGGGACAGGCGGCGUAGGCGGCGCAUUGCAGGCGAACAGCUGCUGCGGCUUCGGCAGCUCCCAUCCAUUGGGUAGCAGCACGGCCGCCGUGUGCGGCUCGCUGUCGCUGGCCAUCUCCUCGCUUGGGCUGAGCACCACGCAGUGCAACAAUAAUGCGGCGACGACGACGAUGCCAACGGGUCUCACCCAGCCGCCCAGUCCCAUGAAAUACGAGCGGGAAUUCCGUCCUCUGGCCAACCAGGCCAGGGCGGCCAUCAAUGCCAAGGGCUGGAUGUGGCUGGCGGGCAUACAGGGAUGCGCCGCCAGCAUGGAGCUGGGCAUGCAACAGGCGUUGACUACGCUGCGCGACCUGUGCACCAGCAAUGGCUACGAGCUGCAGGACCUGUGCUUCACCACGCUCUACGUGAGAUCCAUAGCCGAGUAUCCCGCUCUCAACAGCAUCUAUUUGCAAUCGUUUGGCUUUCACAAUCCACCGACGCGAGUCUGUGUCGAGUGCCCGCUGCCGGAUGACUGUCAUGUGGUCAUGGAGGCCAUUGCGCACCGAGCGCCUGCCAACCACAGUGGCGACGAUAGCGAGGAGACGCAGCUGCUGCUCAAUGGCCGUCGCAAUACGAUGCAUGUCCAGGGCAUAUCCCAUUGGGCGCCAGCCAACAUCGGACCCUACAGUCAGUCCACACGAAUUGGCGACAUCACCUACAUCUCGGGCCAAAUUGCCCUCGUCCCGGGCAGCAUGACAAUCAUUGAGGGCGGCAUUCGGCCCCAAUGCAAACUCGCAUUGCGUCACAUCAGUCGCAUUGCCAAGGCAAUGAAUGCCCAGGGCCAGCUGCGCGAUGUCGUCCAUGGCAUUUGCUUUGUCACCCAUCCCGCCUUCAUUGGCGAGGCGCGACGGCAGUGGGAGCGACGCACCACGAAUGCCAUCAUGGAUUAUAUUGUGCUGCCGGCGCUGCCUCGCGAGGCCCUCGUCGAGUGGCAGGUGUGGGCGCACACCCACAAUGAUCGUUUCGACUACGAGGAGACUGGCUGUUCGGUUAGCGAUUAUACCAUCUCGAUACGACGUCGCUGGAACUACGAGAACAAUUGUGCGGCCAUUGUUUGCUAUGUGGCAACUGGCUUGGCCUCAUCCACCACACAGUUGACGCAGCUGAGCGACGACGUGCUGGGCAACCAUUACCGGCUGGCCCAGAGCCUCAGCGCUGAGAAUCUGGACGAGAUACUCACCUAUAUUGUGAAUCGGCUGCUGAAGGACUAUCCAUUGGCCAAGCGGCAACAGCAGCAGCAGCAGCAGCAACAACAUCUACUAUUGCAGCGUGAAGCUGAGGAGCAGACGGCGCUUAACACUGCCACGCCCACCGAGCCAAUGUCACUGCCACUGCAGCCCGGCGGCGCUGGGGAUCAACAGCAGGGGGCAACAGCAGCUGCGUCCACAUUGCCAGCGAUACACCUGAAGCUGUUCUAUCAGGUGAACGCCGCCCCGCCCACGGAUCUGCUGUUGCAGGCGUUGCACGACUUCCGCCACAAAUGCCAAGAAAUGGCAGCGAUAGUGUAUACGGUACUUCCGGCGUGCAGCCUACACAAUUUCAGUACGUUCCUGUCCAUAUGCGGAGUGCGGCACGAGUGAAGAGAGCGUAAAGCGAAGAGCGAUGCGAGAGUGGGAGAGAGAUAGAGAUAGAGAAAGUUUAAAGCAAGCACGCACACACAGACACACAUUCACACACACAGACACACACACACACACACACACACACAAAACACAAAGAACGCUAAACUAAGAAUGCAGGCGUAGGCACGCCCAUUUGUUGAUAUUGUUAACUAGCCUGUAUAUCUUAUAAACUAUAUAUAUAUAUAUAUUUACUACAACUAUUUACAAAUGCAAAGCCAGUCAAUGAGAUUCUAGUUAUUUACCAAUUGUUUCGGACCAAUAACUAUCACAACAACAACAACAAGAACAAAAACAACUGCAACUAUUUUAUGGCAACUCAAAGCGUUUCAAAACAUUUAAAGAAGAAAACACCAAAUCUUAAACUUAAACAAUUUACCACGAGCCACUAAAAGGAAAAGCAAAAACGAAACUCGAAUUAAAAUUUAAAGUUUGAAACAAGAAGAAGAAAAAAAAACAUAAUUUUUAUGCACUGAACUUAAGUCCAAAAUGUAAAACUGUAAAACAGUUAGCUAUUAACUUUUAUCACUAACUGUACUCGUCUAACUGUUUUUUCGAUGUGCUUCUCAUGAUUUAUUUUUUGUCUCUCUCUCUUUCCCUUUAAUUUAACUCAACUUUUUGAAUGAGAUUAGCUCAGUUUUUUGACCAAAACUUAGCUUUUACAAAGAAAAAGAAGAAAAAAUGAAUAUGAAGAGAGAAAAAGAGAAACAGCAACAAUUGUAAUUUAAAUAUUUAUAUAGCGAAAUGCGCUAAUUUGUUUUUUUACUUUUAAUUAUUUUUGAAAAUUUAUUAAUAAUACCCCUAUGCCAUAUAAGAUUGUUUUUUAACUCAUUUUUUAAUGCAAACUAUAAAUAACGUCACAAUUUUGCCUAGUUGCCUUUAUAUGUAUAUAUAUGUAUCUAUGUAUGUAUAAAGAUAUCGCAAGCUAAAUAGUCCAUUGAGUCUGGCUUAGAUUCGGCCAGAUGAUAAACCCAAUCUCAGAAGCUUAGCGAACUUUUAUCUCCCCCAGGCCCCUCCACCCUUCGUCCCAUUUAGUCAGUGUAAACAAAUUGUUAAUAUUCAAUUCAAUUGACAUAUAGCACGAAAAGUUGAAGUCAACUUUUGGUAAAACUCAAUUGUAUGUUGGACGAUUAUUAAAUGCUAUUAUUGUUAUGAAAAAAAAAUUAUAAAAAGAAAAAAAAAAAACAAAAACAAAAAAACAAAACCAAAACAAAAUGGAAAAAAAGAUAUUGAUAUCGAUUGUGUGUCAUUAAACAUUCAUAAAACUAAAUCAAACAAAA
Molecule: messenger RNA, 4375 nt
Organism: Drosophila mojavensis
Lineage: Eukaryota; Metazoa; Arthropoda; Insecta; Diptera; Drosophilidae
Exons: 8
Coding region: 327-3056 (909 amino acids)
Biological process (GO): protein histidyl modification to diphthamide
Molecular function (GO): diphthine-ammonia ligase activity
Source: RefSeq, a predicted model, not a curated record